AUGAAUUUUAUAACCAAGUUUAGGAAUCUGCUUUUGGGUGUCGAAGUCGAGCCGCGCGGUGCGAGCCGGGAGCCGUGUAGAGUAGCGGCGGCUCGCGCGGACAGCGGGGCGGGCGGGGCGCGCGGGGAGCGGGCGGGGUGCGCGGGGGGCGGGAGGAGUGGGGCGCGCGGGGCGGUCGCAAUUACGGCGUCAUUAGCGGGCGGCGCUGGGCGGGGCCGCCCCUCUCCGGCGCCGGCGCGCGGGCGCCGCGGCCGCCUCGAGCCCAGUCCGCACCGUGCUGCCGUCGCGCACGCACGCGCAUGUCGCUCGUUGUUCAAUUCGGUGAUG
Messenger RNA from Brenthis ino (lesser marbled fritillary), 327 nucleotides. The record is from the annotation of a GenBank genome assembly. Lineage: Eukaryota; Metazoa; Arthropoda; Insecta; Lepidoptera; Nymphalidae.